This is a messenger RNA of Arthroderma uncinatum, 360 nucleotides long. RefSeq lists its product as uncharacterized. The coding region runs from base 1 to 360 and encodes 119 amino acids. The transcript is spliced from 4 exons. Lineage: Eukaryota; Fungi; Ascomycota; Eurotiomycetes; Onygenales; Arthrodermataceae. The record is from RefSeq and is a predicted model, not a curated record.
AUGCGUCUUCUACACUUGCUUGUUGCUGUUCUGCCGCUGGCCUAUGCGCUCCCAGCUGAAUCAUCCGACUAUGACAGUAUUCUGAAAGAUGCGGCUGGUAACACUGUCCGUGUACCUAGAUACAAGUGUACCCGCCCUGAGGGAUUGAGUGAAAUUCAAUCUAUUAAAUUGAGCCCAUUGAUUCGUUACUGUUAUCUGUACAGCGAUGCGGAAUGUACAAAUGGAAAGAUUGUCGAAGUUGUGCGAGAGAGUACCGAUCAAGUGAAGCGCCCGGAGGCGGGCUCAAUCAGCUGCAGGGUCGCACCCAAGUCCAAGCCUGGCAAAAGUUUCAAGAACCUCAAGGGCAAGGGCAGGAGCUAG